Molecule: messenger RNA, 613 nt
Organism: Sabethes cyaneus
Lineage: Eukaryota; Metazoa; Arthropoda; Insecta; Diptera; Culicidae
Gene: mRpL54
Product: 39S ribosomal protein L54, mitochondrial
Exons: 2
Coding region: 72-476 (134 amino acids)
Cellular component (GO): mitochondrial large ribosomal subunit
Molecular function (GO): structural constituent of ribosome
Source: RefSeq, a predicted model, not a curated record
UUGUAAACAAACCGGUUUAAAACAUUAUUUUUGAGUAAAAAUCAUAUAUUAAACUUGCUAAAAUCUUAACCAUGAACUCACUGUUUCAUACUAACCUAACGGCUUUAUUUCGAAAGUGCUGUUUGAUCCAAUCAAUCCCAGUAAGAAAUUAUGCAGCCCCCAAAGCAGGAGGAGCUCUCGGGUCCAAGAAAAAGAAAUUGGGCAAGCUAGGACCUAUGGUAGAGAAAAAGGUCAUGCCAGUCGAGACGGAUGCUACUAAACUUGUGAAUUAUGUAUGUGGAAGCAAUUGGCUGAAAACUGGUGAAGAUAUUAAGAUUAAACCUGACUCGGAAUACCCCGAUUGGCUGUGGAGUCUGCACGUCGGUAAACCAUUAACCUUAGAAGAGCUAGAUCCAAACACUAAAACAUACUGGAGGAAGCUGCGUCGGCUGGGGAUACAGAGGAACAAUAAGUUGUCUAAGCUAAAAAAGUUUUAGUUAUCACUAGGUAUUUGUUAAUUAAAUAAAUUACCUCAAUUUUGGAUUGUGAGUAUUGCCUAUCUAGAUGAAAUAGAAAUAGCUCAGUACGGUUAUCAAAAUUACAAUUGCAUUUUACUCGUUACGGUAACAUUUCA